CGAUUUCCGGCUCCUCUUGCUCUGUUGCCCCAGCGACGACGGGACGAAGGCUCUGGAGUGUUUUAGGCAUAGGUCCAAUUAGCCGUCGACACAAUGAGAUAAGAUGGACAUAGCAACGACGGACUCCGGCGCCGCCGAAGAGGAUGAAUGUUCAGACUCGGAGGUUUUAUGUUUGAUGAGAGUCGGAAGAAACUCAGACUGGCUUCACUUGUUCGAAAACACCGAGAUCACUGUUGGACGUGGUGCAGAUGUUACCUACCAGCUCAUGUCUCCAAGUUGUCCCCUGAUGAUCUCCAGACUGCACUGUACUUUCAAGCAGAGGGACGAUGGACAGUGGACAGUGACAGACAAGAAGAGUCUCAACGGCGUGUGGGUGAAUGGAAAUCGCAUUCCUGCCGAUGAAGCCCAUCAGCUCCGGCUCGGAGACUCCAUACAGCUCGGAGUUCCCGUCACCGGAGCCAAAGUGGAAUUCGACUACAUCCUGGUCCAGCGGCCUCUCAAAGACAUUAAACUCUGCCUGGCGAAGAGACAGAGGGAAGGUGCCAAAGCUGCUCACAUAACCAAGAAGCCUAAGAGGAAGUUGACCAUGGAUGAAGUGGAGCCAUCUACCUCAAAGCCCAAGCUUUACCGCUGCUCCUCCGCGGACAAGUGCUUCGCGAAGCCCUGCCCUCUGUCCCCGAAGAAACAGCGGCUCAGCCACACGCAGCCGGAGGAAACUGGACCCAGCAGACGGGCCCGAGACGUGGAGCGUCCCUCCGACAGCUCCAGCGCUCCUUGCGAUCUGGACAACUUGCAGAUGUACAGCCAGAACAUCCUGCUGCUGAGGGAGCAGGUGGACGACACCCAGAGGCAGGUAGCGUCUCUGGAGGGGGAACCCCGGCAGGCCGACCCGCACCGAGAGGUGCAGGUGAAGGAGCUGCAGACUCAGCUGGAGACGCUCCGAGCCAAGAUGCACAGGAUGGAGACGUUAGAGAAGUCCUUCAGUGAAACUAAGAGGCAGCUAGAGGAGCAGAAAACACAGCAGCAAGAGGAGCUUUUGAAAAAGCAGCUGGAAGGCGCUUUGCAAGAGCAAAAGAAGGUGAUAGAUGAACUUGCCCUCUCUCGACAAGGUUUUGAAGAGGUUCUUCUGGCCAAAAACAAAGAGUUGGAAGUUACGAAGGAGGAAAAAGAAAAGGCAAAAGCCCAAAAAGAGGAGGUUGUUACACAAGUGACUGAAGUUCUGGAGAACGAGCUUCAAUGCAUCAUCUGCUCUGAGCUCUUCAUCGAGGCGGUCAUCCUGAACUGCGCUCACAGCUUCUGCUGCCACUGCAUCAAGCAGUGGCGCAAGAAGAAAGACGAGUGUCCCAUCUGCAGACAGCCCAUCCAGUCCCAGACCCGCUGCCUGGCGCUGGACAACUGCAUCGACAGCAUGGUGGAGAACCUGAGCCUGGACAUGAAGGCGAGGCGGCAGACCCUCAUCUCUGAGAGGAAAGCAGCUGACUCUGCCGAGGUGAUGGUGAUCCACGACGACGACAGCAGCGGCGGCGGCGGCAGCAGCAGCAGCAGCAGCAGCAGCGACAGCGACGGUAGCGGUAGCAUGGUGUCCAUAUAUAGCAGCGUCAGCUCUGUGGUCUCCUUGGACACAGACAGUAGCAUCCAUCUGGAGUCCAGCUCCCCCUUCAGCGGAUUCUCGGACGAGAGUUUCGACGAGUUUGAGGAUUAGCCGCCGCCCCCACACACACACACACACACACACACACACUUUCACGGUCUCCGCGCUGCAAUGUGAAUCUGACUGUUUCAGUUUUUUCCCCCCGGAUUAUUUACCGGGGGGGGGGGGUCCUUUAAGGGUGUCCUACAGGACGAGGUCUGCUCUCAUCAUGAGUCCAGUCACCAGAGCGAGAUGAGGUUUAUGUUUGUUUUUUUUGUAAAAGGAUCGGCGGUGUUCUUGUGUUUGUUUUCAAUGAAAGGAAUAAAGUUUCUUCCUAUGCAUUUUCACACUCA
Molecule: messenger RNA, 1983 nt
Organism: Mugil cephalus (flathead mullet)
Lineage: Eukaryota; Metazoa; Chordata; Actinopteri; Mugiliformes; Mugilidae
Gene: rnf8
Product: ring finger protein 8, E3 ubiquitin protein ligase
Exons: 9
Coding region: 104-1702 (532 amino acids)
Biological process (GO): double-strand break repair; ubiquitin-dependent protein catabolic process; protein K48-linked ubiquitination
Cellular component (GO): nucleus; ubiquitin ligase complex; cytosol
Molecular function (GO): histone binding; ubiquitin protein ligase activity
Source: RefSeq, a predicted model, not a curated record